AUUUUUAAUCUAUUGGGCUUGUUUCGAGACACCAAUACUCGGCCCGUCCACAUCUUCAAGAAACAGAGACAGAAGCUCUUCAUCACUGACCGCCAUGGCAUCCAGGUUUCUCCCACUGAGAAGGCUCUCCAGGCUUCUUCACAAGCCCCCAUCUUCAAAUUCCAGACCAUCCUCCUAUCUUCUUCUAGAAGCUUCCAUAUCUCUCCACCUCUCCGACACCAGCCAUGGACCUCUCCAUUCUUCUGCUUCCAGAAUCUUCUGUACUUCUCCCCCUCUGAAUCUCAAUGAAGGCCCCGCCGCCAUCGAUUACAGUUCAUUACUGCAGGAGGAUGAGUUUCAUAAGCUAGCUGAUUCUACAAUACAUGAUCUCCAAGAGAAAUUUGAGGAAUAUGGAGAUAGUGUUCAAGUUGAUGGCUUUGACAUAGACUAUGGGAAUGAGGUAUUGACCGUAAAGCUUGGGGAUUUGGGUACCUAUGUUUUGAACAAACAAACACCAAAUAGACAAAUUUGGUUGUCUUCCCCAGUAAGUGGUCCUUUCCGAUUUGAUUGGGAUCUGGAUGCUGAAGCUUGGAUAUACAGAAGGACAAAAGUUAAGUUAUUGACACUUCUAGAAACUGAGAUGGAGCAAUUGUGUGGUGAACCCAUCAGCCUUUCAUAAGCUCUGCUAAAGCUUAGUACAUGUUACAUAGUUUUUGUUGGAAACUUGUUUCAGCAUGGGUAAAUUUUCUGUAACAGUGUGUUAGUAAGAUACUAAGAUUUAGGUACUUUAGUGUUAAUUUUUGUAAGAAUUGUUUCAUUCUUUUUAUGGUUAUCUUUUCAUGAAUAAAGCAAAUGAGAGC
Argentina anserina (silverweed cinquefoil) is the source of this 839-nucleotide messenger RNA. RefSeq names its product frataxin, mitochondrial. Gene Ontology annotation, biological process: iron incorporation into metallo-sulfur cluster; intracellular iron ion homeostasis. Gene Ontology annotation, molecular function: ferric iron binding; ferroxidase activity; iron chaperone activity. The record is from RefSeq and is a predicted model, not a curated record. The coding region runs from base 95 to 658 and encodes 187 amino acids. The transcript has 5 exons. Gene Ontology annotation, cellular component: mitochondrion. NCBI's taxonomy places the organism in Eukaryota, Viridiplantae, Streptophyta, Magnoliopsida, Rosales, Rosaceae.